This is a messenger RNA of Pimephales promelas (fathead minnow), 2658 nucleotides long. It is a transcript of the gene pth2rb, whose product is annotated as parathyroid hormone 2 receptor b. Gene Ontology annotation, molecular function: peptide hormone binding; parathyroid hormone receptor activity; G protein-coupled peptide receptor activity. The record is from RefSeq and is a predicted model, not a curated record. Gene Ontology annotation, cellular component: plasma membrane. NCBI's taxonomy places the organism in Eukaryota, Metazoa, Chordata, Actinopteri, Cypriniformes, Leuciscidae. Gene Ontology annotation, biological process: adenylate cyclase-modulating G protein-coupled receptor signaling pathway; cell surface receptor signaling pathway.
CCGAGUUCAUUCUCCAGUGCAAAUAUGGAGCUGGGUAAAAUCACUGGAGAUGCAGGAUUGGCGCACAUUGAGCUUUGCGCACAGAGAAACCACUGAACACAUCACUUGAGGAAAUAGUCCAAAGUAGCCUAUUUGAAACGCUGUAACCUUUCAUAAUGUGGAUUAUAGUUCUGUGGAUAUUUGUCCAAGUUUUGCUUGGUACUUCAGUCGAAGCACAGCAUUUGGACCCUGAUGUAGGCUUAACAGCUCAGGAACAAGUUCUCCUGCUGUAUGACAUCAAACUGCAGUGCCUUCAGAACAUCUCAGAACACAACCCUGCCGAUGAGGUCUGUUCUCCUGGAUGGGACGGAUUGGUUUGCUGGCCGCAAGGUUCCCCAGGAACCGUAACCAAAGUCCUGUGUCCUGGCUAUGUGUACGACUUCAACCACAAAGGAUUUGCAUACCGUCAAUGCGACAUGAACGGCUCAUGGGUAUCGGUGGAGAACAGAACUUGGGUCAAUUAUUCAGACUGUCUGCGGUUCUUGGCUCCAGGCAUCGAAAAGGACAAAAGGGACUUUUUCGAGCGGCUGCACAUCAUGUACACAGUCGGCUACGCUGUGUCCUUCAGCUCGCUGCUAGUCGCCAUUUUCAUCAUUGGAUACUUUCGGCGUCUGCACUGCACCAGAAACUACAUUCACAUGCAUUUAUUUGUGUCUUUCAUGCUGCGUGCGGUCAGCAUUUUUGUAAAAGAUAGAGUGGUUUAUGCUAAUGGCGUCCUACAGGAGUACGACACCAUGCUAAUGGACAACAUCAGCACCGUCUCCAUUUCCCAUCUUGACAAGACUCAGUAUUUUGGCUGCAAGAUCACGGUCCUAUUCUUCAUUUAUUUCCUGGCUACCAACUACUACUGGAUCCUAGUGGAGGGCCUGUACCUUCACAGCCUCAUUUUCAUGGCGUUCUUCUCCGACUCCAAAUAUCUUUGGGGUUUCACCCUUAUAGGGUGGGGUGUUCCGGCUCUCUUCGUGUCAACCUGGGCUGUCGUCAGGGCAACGCUGGCGGAUGUAAGGUGUUGGGAGUUGAGCGCUGGCAAUAUUAAAUGGAUAUACCAAGUUCCAAUACUGACAGCAAUAGGGCUGAAUUUCAUUCUAUUUGUUAAUAUUGUUCGAGUUCUGGCCACUAAGAUCCGAGAAACAAACGCCGGACGGUACGACACGCGUAAACAGUGCAGGAAGCUUGCCAAGUCCACAUUGGUUCUGGUUCUGGUUUUCGGCGUCCACUACAUCGUGUUUGUAGGAAUGCCGCACACGUUCACAGGACUUGGUUGGGAGCUGCGCAUGUACUGUGAACUCUUCUUCAACUCUUUCCAGGGAUUUUUUGUGUCCAUUAUCUACUGUUUCUGCAAUGGAGAGGUCCAGACUGAAAUCCGGAAGACUUGGCUCCGUUGGACGCUUGCGUUUGACUGGAAGGUUCCUGUAGUUUUAGCCAACUACCGCUACGGGUCGGUCCUGAACAGCAGCGUCCAGUCCCAGCUGACCUCGGUGACCCGCAGUUCUGCCCUCCUCACCAGCAGGGUGUACCGCUGCGCCGGUCGAACCAGUGUCAGCACACACGCCUCGCAUAUACACACCACCUUGCCCGGGUACGUCUUCAGCAGCUCGGACAUUGAGAGCCUUCCGCCUUCGAUUCCGGAGGAAAUCGACGAGGAGGCCAAACACAUCGAUGACAUCACGCUCAAAGAAAGCGCUAAACGCGUUAACGGCAUCUCUGUACGACGGGAAGCCCUCAGCAUCUGCUUCGAAGAGAGUGGACAAAGCACAACCCACGUGGAUUCUGAUGACAUCAUAACGAGGGACGAUGACGCCACCCCUAAGGAAAUCGCUAAACGCACUGAUGACAUCACGCGGAAGGAUUCUUUAUAUGUGAGGUACUAUAGUUUGGAUCAAGAGGAUGAGGAAGUACUUUAAAAAGCAGACUCAAUUUAAAGUGAAUCGCCAUUUGCAACCUAUUCACUGUAGUCAACCUAAAAGGAAAUGAGAGCUUGGGCGGGAAAGUAGGACACGGAUUGAUUCACUGUAAGACCCAGAAUUUACAUGGGGUCUAUUUUGAUUUAAUUCUCGCAUGCCAUUUGCAACCCAUUUUACUUUCGUAAUAUGACGUAUUUACAAUUGAAUCAGGAUAUUCAACAACAAAAAAACUGGACAUUUUCCUUCAGGAAUUUAUUGGAUCUUUUAGAAUGACAUGCACUGAGUUAUAAGACCCAGAAUGUGUAUCAGGAAGGUAAAUAGGGUCCAAUUUGAUUUAAUGCUUAGCUUCUUCAAAAAAUCAAAAUGACUUGCCAUUUGCAACCCAUUUUACUUCUGUAAUGUGACGUACUUACCAUUGAAAAGGGAUAUUCAGUAAAAAACCUGAAUGUGAUCCUUUCUGGAAUUGACUGGAUUGUCAAAAUUGGUCAUACAUACCAAAAUGGAGCCAAAAAUGCUAAAUAGCACCGCCUAAGAUGUCAGCGUAAAAGGAAAGUCGCUUCAGAAAGAAGAGCUAGUUUUGGGUGUGGGGUUGGGGGGUAUUUCUUUGGAAUGACAUGUAUUGAUUCAUAGUAAGACCAAGAAUGUGUAUUAAAGUAAUACUCCACUUUUUUUGGAAAUAGGCUCAUUUUACCACUUCCCCAGAGUUAAACAGUUG